AUGGACGAUUGGAGUAUUGGUGGUCAGAAGGAUGUACUCGCAGAAAGAUCGGAAACUCUCGACCAGAUAAUGGAUUCGUUAACAAAUGGAUUAGAUGCAUUCUCCGCAACAAAUUUUCAGGAAAGAGACAUCGGUCAAGGAGUGCAGGUAGUUCCGUGUACAUUGUUUGGAUCAAUCGAGCAGGGCGACAAGGAGCAGAAAUUAGACCGGAAAAAAAUCCUGAAAACAAUAUCGAGAGAUGGGAAAGAGUUAUCAAAUGCUGUGUCCUUGAAAAGAGUAACUUUCGAUGUAGAGAAAUUUGCCGCUGAUGAAUGUGGUGAUGCAGUAGAACGCGAUGAGGCUAGGGCUCGAUUAGCUAUGAAGCUAGGAGCAAGACCGUUAAAAAAUCAUUAUUUGAAUUACAAACAGCUCAAAAGAGAACUUGAUGUGAAGAAGAGUUUAAAAGUUGAAUUUGAUAAGUUGUCAGCUUUGAAAGCUUUGAAAAAAUUGUCAAUGAAAAAGAAAGAGGAUAUGUGGAAGGAGGGUAGUAAAUCGUCAGAAAGCAAAAGUAAUGACGACAAAGCAAGCGAUGAGCGCAAAAGUGACGAUGUUGUUGAAAGGAGUGAUGAAGAUUCGCGUUCAGGGUCACCGUCGGAGGCAUCUAGAUCUCGUUCACGUGAUCGCAGACAAUCGAGUUCAUGCUCUCGCAGUCGUUCGAAAAGUCAUUUAAGAUCAAGUCGUCGUUCUCGAUCUCCACGAUAUCACCGCAGUAGCUAUGAUGAUCGCAGAUACACAUUUUCUCGACGCGAUGAGCCAGAACCGUCUCGAUGCCUUGGCGUUUUUGGCUUAUCUCUUUAUACAACGGAACGCGACCUCAAAGAAUUAUUCUCACAAUAUGGAGAUUUGGAUAAUGUUCAAUUGGUAUUUGAUCAUCCAACCGGACGUUCGCGCGGUUUCGGUUUUGUUUAUUUUAAAAAAAUCGAAGAUGCCAUGGAAGCAAAAGAGCGACUAGCCGGCACAGAAAUUGACGGCCACAAAAUUCGAAUCGAUUAUUCUAUAACGAAACGACCUCAUACACCGACGCCCGGCAUUUAUAUGGGAGCUGUAGAUUCGCGUCGACGCGCUCCUCCUCGAUCAUAUCGUCGGAGUCCAUCUCCAUAUCGUAGUUAUAGACGAUAUCGAGAUAGCCCACCAAACAGAUAUUACAGCAGAGGGUAUGAUUACGACGAUUAUGAUCGUUAUUCGCCACCGUAUCGUGACCGCUACAGACGUAGUCCGUCCCCUCGUUACUACGAUCGGAGGCGUUCUCGAUCUUACGACCGCGACAGGGACUAUUACUGA
Molecule: messenger RNA, 1320 nt
Organism: Cercopithifilaria johnstoni
Lineage: Eukaryota; Metazoa; Nematoda; Chromadorea; Rhabditida; Onchocercidae
Source: the annotation of a GenBank genome assembly